This is a messenger RNA of Salvelinus fontinalis (brook trout), 7501 nucleotides long. Its product is annotated as SH3 and PX domain-containing protein 2B-like. NCBI's taxonomy places the organism in Eukaryota, Metazoa, Chordata, Actinopteri, Salmoniformes, Salmonidae. Bases 1952 to 4516 code for a protein of 854 amino acids. Gene Ontology annotation, molecular function: phosphatidylinositol binding; protein binding; superoxide-generating NADPH oxidase activator activity. Gene Ontology annotation, biological process: superoxide anion generation. The transcript has 9 exons. The record is from RefSeq and is a predicted model, not a curated record.
UGUUUGUGGUAUACGUUUAUGUGGGCAAUAUCAUCUGGAUGAGCACUGAAGUGAAAUAGAUUAGGAUUAACAUAUUCUGCACCAGUAUUUAAGAGUCCAGCCAUAGUACAGUCAUGGCCAAAAGUUUUGAGAAUGACACAAAUAUUAAUUUUCACAAAGUCUGCUGCCUCAGUGUCUUUAGAUAUUUUUGUCAGAUGUUACUAUGGAAUACUGAAGUAUAAUUACAAGCAUUUCAUAAGUGUCAAAGGCUUUUAUUGACAAUUACAUAAAGUUGAUGCAAAGAGUCAAUAUUUGCAGUGUUGACCCUUCUUUUUCAAGACCUCUGCAAUCUGCCCUGGCAUGCUGUCAAUUAACUUCUGGGCCACAUCCUGACUGAUGGCAGCCCAUUCUUGCAUAAUCAAUGCUUGGAGUUUGUCAGAAUUUGUGGGGUUUUGUUUGUCCACCUGCCUCUUGAGGAUUGACCACAAAUUCUCAAUGGGAUUAAGGUCUGGGGAGUUUCCUGGCCAUGGACCCAAAAUAUCGAUGUUUUGUUCCCCGAGCCACUUAUCACUUUUGCCUUAUGGCAAGGUGCUCCAUCAUGCUGGAAAAUGCAUUGUUCUUCACCAAACUGUUACUGGAUGAUUGGGAGAAGUUGCUCUCUGAGGAUGUGUUGGUUCCAUUCUUUAUUCAUGGCUGUAUUCUUAGGCAAAAUUGUGAGUGAGCCCACUCCCUUGGCUGAGAAGCAACCCUACACACGAAUGGUCUCAGGAUGCUUUACUGUUGGCAUGACACAGGACUGAUGUUAGCGCUCACCUUCUCUUCUCCGGACAAGCUUUUUUCCGGAUGCCCCAAACAGUCGGUAAUGGGAUUCAUCAGAGAAAAUGACUUUACCCCAGUCCUCAGCAGUUCAAUCCCUGUACCUUUUGCAGAAUAUCAGUCUGUCCCUGAUGUUUUUCCUGAAGAGAAGUGGCUUCUUUGCUGCCCUUCCACCAGGUCAUCUUCCAAAUGUCUUCUCCUCACUGUGUGUGCAGAUGCACUCACACCUGCCUGCUGCCAUUCCUGAGCAAGCUCUGUACUGGUGGUGCCCCGAUCCCGCAGCUGAAUCAACUUUAAGAGACGGUCCUGGCGAUUGCUGGACUUUCUUGGGCGCCCGGAAGCCUUCUUCACAACAAUUGAACCGCUCUCCUUGAAAUUCUUGAUGAUCCGAUAAAUGGUUGAUUUAGGUGCAAUCUUACUGGCAGCAAUAUCCUUGCCAGUGAAGCCCUUUUUGUGCAAAGCAAUGAUGACGGCACGUGUUUCCUUGCAAGUAAACAUUGUUGACAGAGGAAGAACAAUGAUUCCAAGCACCACCCUCCUUUUGAAGUUUCCAGUCUGUUAUUCGAACUCAAUCAGCAUGACAGAGUGAUCUCCAGCCUUGUCCUCGUCAACAUUCACACCUGUGUUAACGAGAGAAUCACUGACAUUAUGUCAGCUGGUCCUUUUGUGGCAGGGCUGAAAUGCAGUGGAAAUGUUUUGGGGGGAUUUAGUUCAUUUGCAUGGCAAAGAGGGACUUUGCACUUAAUUGCAAUUCAUCUGAUCACUCUUCAAAACAUUCUGGAGUAUAUGCAAAUUGCCAUCAUACAAACUGAGGCAGCAGACUUUGUGAAAAUUAGUAUUUGUUUCAUUCUCAAAAGUUUAUGCCACGACUGUAUAACUCAGAGGUCCUAUUGCCUUUGGCAGAGAAAAACCCUGUGUGGUGUUUGCAUACAUCUGACUACAUUUCUCAAAUGGGGAUUUGAGCGCCCUCUAGCUGUAUUGUUUCAUACUCUCCAUUAUUUUCACUCUAGAUUGCUAUAUAAAAGAUGUAAGACUAAGUCUAUCAUUAUAUUACAUUUAUUUGAAGUUAGAUACACACCACUACUUCUACAUAGUGUUUUGUUUCAGAGUUUUGCCUCUUCUUUUUUCAUCUAACCAACCCAUAUAUUUUCCAUCCAUGUUCAAUUUCAAUUUCCUUCAUUUUCCUCCAUCAGGGAUUGUGGAGAGAGCGACUACUUUCCUAAAGAGAGGAGACUCCACCUCAGCUGACCCUCUGCUCCUAGACCAGUAUGUGGCCGUCACUGACUAUGAGAAACAGGAGAGCUCUGAGAUCAGCCUGCACGUGGGACAGACGGUGGAGGUCAUCGAGAAGAAUGAGUCUGGUUGGUGGUUUGUUAGUUCAGACGAGGCCCAAGGCUGGGUCCCUGCCACCUGCCUGGAGGCUCAGGAUGACCCUGACGACUUCUCCCUGCCCGGCGAGGAAGUGUCCCGGAGAUACUGGUCACUGCCGAGCCAUGUGGGCCGCCGGCGAACGUUAGGGGAUCUGUUCAGCACAGGCUUUGGGCAAGAGGAGAAGUACACAGUGAUCUACCCUUACGCAGCGCGAGACCAAGACGAGAUCGACCUAGAAAGUGGCAUGACGGUGGAGGUCAUGCAGAAGAACCUUGAGGGCUGGUGGAAGAUCAGGUACCAGGGACAGGAGGGCUGGGCCCCGGCGUCCUACUUGAAGAAGGCCGACAUCCUGAGCCAGAAGCUGGUGGCAGGGGCAGCGGGCCACUCCAGCACUAACGACCUGGACGGAUUCUCCAAGCAGCAGAGUCAACAGAACCAAGCCAAGGAGAGCCGAGGAGACAACAAGGAUCAGAAAGACAAGGGCUUCUCCCCCUUUGCCAAGCAGCACAAACAAGGGGCUAGACAGAGACCACCUCCACGCAGGGAUCUCUCCAUCCCGAGGGGGCAGAACCUGCCAAAGCCACCCACCCCUCCCCAGGUGGAGGAGGAGUUCUAUACCAUCGCAGACUUCCAGACCACCAUCCCCGACGGCAUCAGCUUCCAGGCUGGGGUCAAAGUGGAGGUGAUAGAGAAGAACUCCAGUGGCUGGUGGUACAUUCAGAUUGAAGACAAAGAGGGCUGGGCCCCUAUCACCUUCAUCGACAAAUACAAGAAGACCAGCUUGACACCGCGCCCCAACUUCCUUGUACCUCUGCCCAACGACUUGGUCCAGCUGAAUCUGGAGGAUGGCACUGCUAGCGGUGCGGGGCAAGAGGACAGCUGGUCCAAACCGCUGCCAGAAGAACCCAUGGCGGGGAGCGAGUCCGUAGCCCGGCCCAAGCUCAGGGACUGGAAGUCCAGUGCCAGUAAGGCGGCAUCUGCUUUCUCCGGUCCCCUACCCCCAGCCCCGUCUGCCCCACUGGCUGAGGAGAAGCCAGCCCUGCCACCCCGCAAGGAGUCCAUCAACAAGAGCACGGACAUUGAGAUUACUGUGGAGAAACCCAGGCCAGACCUAUCCAAACCCAUGCCUCUGAAAACCCCUGCCCCGGGGGUCAUCAUGCCCCUGCUUACCCCCAAAGCUGCCCCCUUCAAGCCAGACAAGCCCCCCGAGCCCAAAAGAGAGGUGACAAACAAACCUCUGCAUUUGAAGAAUGAGAUGGGUCUGGAGUGUGGCCACAAGGUCUCCGCCAAGGAGGUGAAGAAGUUCAACCUGAAACCCGUGGCUAAGCAACCACCCAAGCCCAUGCCUGAUCCACCGGAGGAGAAACCAGAAACCAUCGGCCCUGCACUGUUCAUGAAGCCUAAACCCAUAGUCCGGCCCAAACCCGUCCCAGCUGCCAAGCCAGAACCGCCAGCUGAGAACAAGCUGGAUAUCACCAACCUGAGGAGCAAGCUGAAGCCUUCAAAGCCAACUGAACCAGGCUCUGGAUCAGCAGAGCCAAGCCAGCAAAACGGCGCUGCUCCCAACAACGGCCCUUGCAACGCUCUCCCCAAGAUGCCGCCGCCCAACCUCCCCCCUAAUAAUGAUUUACCCAAGAUGCCUCCUGGUAAUGUACCCCCCAAGAUGCCCCCUCCUAAUAAUGUUCUCCAAAACAUGCCGCGUCUCAACAGCCCCCCUCUCAAUGCACUCCCCAAGAUGCCCCCGGCCCCCAAUGCUCUCAAUGGCAAGGCCAGCGACGAGCCCAAGUUACCCCCCAAGCAGCAAAACGGCCACGGACAAGUGAGCCAGGAUGUCCCCAAACCCGCUGUCCCCCCCCCAAAAGAACCUCCAGGGAGGCCAGCCGUCCUCCCUAGGCGACCCCCUCCACCCAAAAAGACCUCGGAGCCAUCCAGCCCCACAGAAACCAAAGCUCCCCUGAAAGAGCUCCCAGACACCAAGCCUGCUCCCCCCCAGCUCAGCAGACCACCUCCCCCUAAACCCAAGGCCUUCAUGCUGCCCCCGCCUAAAGACAAGGACAAGGGGGAGCCCAAGGCAAAAGUGCCCGUGGCCCCAAAGCCCCUGGUUAAGAUUGAGAAACCAGGCCCUCCGAGGGAUAAGCUGCCUCUUCUGAUCAAGGAUCCCAGUAAAGAGGAGCUGUUCUUGGCCGUGGCGGACUUUGAGGGCGACGAUCAGAUGGGUGGCUUCAAGGAGGGCACCGUGUUCGAGGUGAUGGAGCGGAACAGCAGCGGCUGGUGGUUUUGUAAAAAUCUAGGAGAAGGGCCAAUGAAAGAGGGCUGGAUCCCCUCCAAUUACCUGACCAAGAAACCCUAGGUACCAGGUUCCGUUGGCCUUUUUAAUAAAAAAAAAUUACUUUUUGUAUUUAAUUAGCUUUUUAUUUAUAGGUACCUUUUUAAUUGAAAUAUUUUUGUUAAAUUCCAUUUGUUUAGCAUGAAUGAAGCAGCAAUGGGGUUUUUUGGAUAUUGUUUAGUUCUUUUUAUCCUCGUUACAAAUUAUUAAGCAUAAAAUCCGUAACAAGCAAAUGUUCCUCAUGUUGUUCACCUUUUGUGCCAUAUGUUACUCAACAAGCCUAUAAUGUAAUCUUAUGAUACAGUAAAUGUUAUCACAAGCUUUGUAAUAGAACAGAUGAAUGUCUUUCCAAGCCUUCUAUAAUAUUGUGCCUCAGUAUAGUGCUUUAAGCUUAAAUAUAUGCAAUUUAGCUAGUUAGUUUCUCAGUAUAUCAAAAGAUGCUUAAGUCUAAUGAGUGGAGUCAUAACUGACAGUGCAAUGCAUUUGGAAAAUAAAUCAGACCAUACACCAGAGGAACCAGGGUCCAUAUUCACAAAGCAUCUCAGACGAGGAGUGCUGAUUUAAGAUCAGUUUUGCCUUUUAGAUCAUAAAUGAAUAAGAUUACAUGGAUGGGGGUACCUGAAUCUAGAUCAACACUCCUACUCUGAGAUUCUUUGUGAAUACUGGCUGAGAUGAUUCACAAGACAAACAGCCAAAACCAGCCCAAGGCAGAAGGCCAUAGAUACUCAAGAUCCCUCAAAGAACACCCCUCCACUAAGGCUGCAAUGGAGGUUACAAUAGGAGUUCAAGAGGACAUUUUGGCUUUCAAGUACUAAAAUAUUAACACUUCAAGCAAAGUUUUUGACAAGUGCUAAUACUAAACAUUUAGACAGAUCUUUUCAGGUUUGUGAAUGUGUUUACUUUUCUUUCAGAACUGCAUAAUACUGUUGCAGCUGAUUUGUGACUUUUCAGAUUAUUCAGCCUGUUCAGACAGUUCAGGUUUUCAAUCUGGAUUACCAAACUGGGGGAGCGAGCCUGUCUUUCAACUCACUCUUGAACGUUGUAAUAGAAUGCACAAGGUGCAAUUUUUAAAUUAGGCAGUGCAUCAUCAGUUUUCCUCGUCAGUCAUUGCAUACCUUAGAGGUAUUUAUAACUUCUCAGAAAUGUCCAGUGAAAAAGCUUGGGAACCCCUGGCUUAAUAGACCGAUGUAGAGGAAGUACAGAAUAUACAAUUGAAAGCCAUAGCCAUGUUUUAAACACUCAAAUAAGGUUGCUGCAAGAUGUUGGGAGCUGCAUUGUACACCAGGGUUGGAGUCCAACUCUUUCAGGAUGAACUGAAUUGACUUCAUUGAAAUGAAAUGGACCCUUUCCCUGGUGUACAUGGUACAAUAGGUGGAAAACAUCCUAUUGAUUUCAUAAACUCUAGGUCUACCAUUAUCAAUACAGCCCCUAAAUGAGAGAGAAUUGACCUGUGAUUUGUGCAAUAAUAAUAAUAAAUACAGCGUUAUUGGAUCGCAUAAAAAGGUGCUCAAAUAAAGUACAUAAAGUGUGAUAAUUAUUUUUUUAAAUUACAUUAGUGUUUGACUGGUUUCAAGCACAGACUUAGCAAGAGUUAUUUUUAUCGUACUUCCAGAAUGAAGUAAUUUUAGCUGUCACUGUGUGUUUACUUUUCACCUCUUGCCAGGCCUGGUUUGCCGUAGUUGGAACUUAGAUGCAUUGUUCCUACAGUCGAAGAAACAUGCGUUUCCCAAAACACCACGCAGCGAGAACUUUCAGCAAGUGCGUCGUUGGAGCAUGUGUCGAUACGAUUAGGUUCGAAACAAAGAUGGCGGAUCCUAGAGAAGCGCUUUCUCCAUUCGAAUUUGACCUUUAAUAUAAUGUCACAAUACUGGACGAUAGAUCAGCUCCUAGGGAUAUUGCCUAUGGCUGCCAAGAUCGAGGUGGCUUAUUAUAAUGGUUACCCGUUAAUGCAUUACAUCACAGAUUUGGAACAUCAUUGCAUUUAUGUUCCUACACAUUACAUAUAUAGAGGGAAAUAGCAGACAGUAGCCUACAAUUAGAUUAACAUGAAAUUGUUUGAAAUACAUAAGCAAAUGUAGUGUAGUCAUCUUGGUUUUCAUUUGAAGCAUAUUUUGUUACAAUUGCAAAGACAUUGCCCACUUUGUAGCCUAUUUAAAGUUAUUGGUGGUCACAGAGAGAUGGAUAAAAAUCCAUUGAUUGUAUGUUUAGCGGAGGUCUUCUGUGUAUAAAGUGACGUGGAAGGACAAAAAAAGCAUGUAACGAUGCACUUGGCUUUUCAAGUGGUGUGAGGCAGUCGGUAAAUAGGCCUUACAAAGCAUUUAAGUGUGACUAGUAACAAUGGCUACUACGAAGCUGGGCCAUGGUCAUGGAGAAAGAGGGUUGGUCUCCUAGGAGACACACUGACAAGGCUAGGAGUGCCUGUAGCUCAGGUUAAUUGAAGAAUCUCAGAAUAUGGUUGAUCUGAUUCUAUGUUUUUUCCCGUCCCCUUCAAAUCUCCUCAUGUUAAAGUACUAGGUCCAAUGCUGUGUGUCAGGUCCCUAACCAGCAUUGAAAUCAUAAGUAACUUGGAGUUUUCCAUCUUCGGCAGUGUACAUAGUACACAUAAGUAAUGAUAUUCAUGUCAGAUUUGUAAUGAUCAGCACUAGUGUCAACUGAUGGAGUAAGACCUGACGGUUAGUGGAAUGUGAGUGAAACCUAGAUUGGGUUGGGGUAUGGGUUGGAAAGACAUGCAUUCAACAGUUUGGUUACUGAAGCAUACAGGGAUGUGAACACUACAAUAAAACAGUAUGGAUUGUGUUUUGCUUUAAGUAAUGCUUUACCCUAAACUGGUCAAUUUAAUUUGAAAAUGAAUUUGUAAAAGAAACUGCUCGUUCUUUAUUUGAGAUAUGCAGCAUAAACACCUUUCCCGCUGACAUAUUGCAUCUUAGUCCUGUAAUGUAUUCGUUAUACUUGUGUAUUUCCGCCCCUCAUGGUUCUCUUUCAUAUUAAGUCAAUAAACUUUUUUUUUUU